AGCUGAUCCAGACGGAGAUGCACCACGUCCGCACGCUGAAGAUCAUGGCCACCAUGUUCCGCAAGGCCAUGCUGGAGGAUCUGCAGGUGGACCCGGCCACGGUGCAGAAGAUCUUCCCCUGCGUGGACGAGCUGAGCCAGAUCCACGAGCGGUUCCUGGCGCAGCUCCUGGAGCGUCGCAGGGAGUCCCUGGCCCAUGACAGCAACAAGAACUUUGUCAUCAACCGCCUGGGGGACAUCCUCGUCAACCAGUUUUCGGGGGCCAGCGCGGAGCAGCUGAAGAAAGCCUACUCCGAGUUCUGCAGCAAGCACACCAAGGCUGUGAAGGAGUACAAGGACCUGCUCGCCCGUGACAAGCGCUUCCAGCAGUUCAUCCGGAGGAUGACGCGGUCCCCGCUGCUCCGACGUCACGGGGUGCCCGAGUGCAUCUUGCUGGUGACGCAGAGGAUCACCAAGUACCCGGUGCUCAUCGAGCGCAUCCUGAAGAACUCCAAAGACAACGAGGGUGACUCCGCGGACCUGUCGCGAGCGCUGAAGCUGGUGAAGGAGCUGAUCUCCUCCAUCAACGAGGAGGUGCACACGUGCGAGAUGAACGCGCGGCUGUGGGAUGUCUACCGGCGUGUGGACGGCCGCGCCAAGGUGCAGCUGCCGUGGGAGAGCCGCGCCGGCGUUUUCGGCAAGGACGAGCUCCUGCGGCGUAAGCUGGUGCACAGCGGCUGCAUGCUCUGGAAGACGGCAGCCGGGCGCUUCAAAGACGUCCUGGUGCUACUGAUGACGGACGUCCUGAUCUUCCUGCAGGAGAAGGACCAAAAAUACACCUUCCCCAUGCUGGAUAAGCCGGCUGUCAUCUCCCUGCAAAACCUCAUCGUGCGGGACAUUGCCAACCAGGAGAAGGGGAUGUUCCUCAUCAGCGCCGCGCCGCCGGAGAUGUACGAGGUCCACGCCGCCUCCCGCGACGACCGCAACAACUGGAUGAAGGUCAUCCAGCAGACGGUCAGCCUCUGCCCCAGCCGCCAGGAUUUUCCCCUGAUUGAGACAGAGAUCGAAGCGUCCUUGCGCAAGCUGAAAGACCGUAUCCUGCAGCACGAUCGGAAGAUCACGGCGCUGCUGGAGGAGAAGGUGGGGCUCUUCGCCGACAUGCUGGCCCUGGCUAGCGGCUGCGAGGAGUCCUCGCCCACCCUGGCCCCCCGCACCCUCUUCCAUUCCGACUCAGCCGAGGGUUCCCGAGGGGAGAAGCUGAUGCACGACGCCAUCCGGGAAGUGGAGUGCCUGAAGGAAAUAUUCACCAGCUCCGGACGGGACCGGGACCAGAACAACCUCGCCGAAGCCGAGAGCUGCUCCAGCCCUGGCGCCAGCAACGGCGACGCCAGCAGCUUCAACGGCUCCCUGGAGUUCUGCAGGGCGGAUUCAGAUGCUGGGCAGCGGGAUGGGAAUGGCAACCAGCUCCUGCAGAGGGUACCCCAGGAGGAGAUCAACCAGCGGCUGGUGAACCUCUACACGCUCCUGCACAGCCUCCAGGCCGUGGUGAGCCAGCAGGACACGCUGCUGGAGCUGCAGCUGCAGGAGGGCGCGGAGAAGCCGUCGCGCCGCGGUUCCCAGCCGGCAGCGCCCGAGCCGGCGGCGCGGGUGGGCGAGAAGCCGGGCACCACGGAGCUGGCGCUGCUGCAGCGGCAACACGGGCUGCUGCAGGAGGAGCUGGGGCGCUGCCGGCAGCUCUGCCAGGAGCGGGCGCAGGAGGCGGCGGCGCUGGAGACGCGGCUGCGGGACAGCGAGCAGGAGCGCGCCCGGCUGGAGCGGGAGCUGGAGGAUGCCCGGCGGCAGCUGGGUGCCCUGCGGCAGGAGGGUGGCGCGCGGGGACGCCGCGGGACGGACCCACGGCGCAGGAGUCUGCCGGCCGGGGACGCGCUCUAUCUCAGCUUCACCCCGCCCCAGCUGAGCCACGGCCCCCACCCCGCCAGCCUCUCCUACCACCACCCUGCCUUCGCCCCCUGCCCCCGGGAGGAGCUGGAUUACCGGGGGGGCGAUCCCGACCGGCUGCGGGAAGGCGAGGACGCCCUGGACGCGCUGCUGGAGGACGAGGGCUUGGGGAGCCGCCACUCCCCCCCCGCCAGCCCCCGAGAUUUCCUGAGGAUGCAGGAUAUUCCCGAAGAGGUGGAGAGCAGCCAGGAGCUGAAGGAGGGUGAUGGGGGCUCCUCGGACAGUUAGGGACCAGCUCCAGCUCCCCCCCAGCCCCCCACCCCCCCCACCCCCCCCCGGGAGAUGCCGGGGGCCGGAUCCAGCCAUGGGGCGAUGGGGCCAGCGGGAUGGGGAAGCUGCUAUUCCCAUGGGAGCCUUAUGGGGCGGGGGGGGGGGGCCAGUCGCCCCCUCCCCUCCCCCAAGAUGGUGGCAGGGGGGGGGACAGGCAGCAGUUUGGGGCCGAUGCGUCCCGCCUCCCUCCGCUUGGAUUUAUUUAUUUAUUUUGUUGUCCUGGGGUGGGAGGAGGUGGCCCCGGUGGGGUUGGGGGGGGGUCCUGGUCCAUCCAGUGCUGAGCAGGAUGCAGCCCCCCCCCGCCCCCCGCCCUGGGACAGCGGUAAGGUCCCUGGUGGGGGUGAGCCCAUCUCUACCAAAGCUCAUCCCCCAGCCUGGUUUGGGGGGGGGCUGGCCGGGGGGGCGGGGCUGGGGCAGGCGUUUUUAAUCAGUUGUUGGUUCCCCUCGG
This is a messenger RNA of Falco peregrinus (peregrine falcon), 2694 nucleotides long. It is a transcript of the gene ARHGEF2, whose product is annotated as Rho/Rac guanine nucleotide exchange factor 2. Gene Ontology annotation, biological process: positive regulation of neuron differentiation; actin filament organization; cell morphogenesis. Lineage: Eukaryota; Metazoa; Chordata; Aves; Falconiformes; Falconidae. The record is from RefSeq and is a predicted model, not a curated record. Gene Ontology annotation, molecular function: guanyl-nucleotide exchange factor activity; microtubule binding. Gene Ontology annotation, cellular component: ruffle membrane; cytoskeleton.